CUUUUUCCACCCCUUAACAAAAUUUUCUAUUUGAAAUCAUAUUCCAUCAAUUGCAAUAUAUAUAUUUUUUUACUAAACACUUUUUUAACUAAUAAUUUUAUUAAAAAUGCUGUUGAACAAAGAAUAUUGGAAGGCAGUGAUACAUGAAAUUGAGGAUGCAGCACACCAAAAAACAGCCAAAGAUCUAAUCAAGAACUAUGACCUCUCCGUGACGCUACCAGAUGAUUUGCGAGAGCGCAUCAAGAAAAUUAUGCCCUACGAGUUCGACGAAUACGACCGCCUGGUGUAUAUUGACGAAUCUGCGGUGGAAACACCAAAAUCAUUUGGCACAGAUGAAGAGGCUGAGCGGAGAGAAGAGAACAAAAAGGCGGUUUUCAAUGAAAGCACCUGCUCUGAAAUCGAACGCCUCGAAAAUGAGUUUGUCAAGUUCGAAGUGAAACUCGACACAGAAGUGCAACGUAAAGCAAAAGCGAAGAAACCAGUCAACUGGACGUCGGGCUACAUUUGUAAACCACGCAGGGAACGCGUUAAAUGGGAGUCGAAAAUUUACCAUCUAGAACGCAGUUUAGCAGAAAAAACACUCGAUGAACAGGCGGAGUAUUUAAUGGACGCGUCAGCGGAGCGUUUCACUGAAUGGCUGAAUUCGCUGGGUAGCAAUCGUGAGGCGGAUAUAACAAAUGCCCAAUUGAAAUCUCUCUUCUCCAUUGAGGGUGACCGUCGGCUUUUAGCCUCCAUACAAAUCGAGCCAAAGGAAGUAAAAGCCAUCGCCAAAGCUGUAGCGGACAAGUGGAACUUGCCAGAGAUGGCUAUCGAGUUGAAGUAUGAGGAUUACAUUCAGGAAUUGUUGUGGGAUGUGCCAAAGAAGGUGAUAACUGUCGCUUUUGGGCGUACAGUUCCCUACGAAGAGCGGCCUUGGGUACCAAUGGAUCGUGAUCAACCUAUAACCACCGUUUUCCCCGAUGAUAUACUCUCCUGCUCCAAGUUAUUUAAGGGUAUUGGCCAUUUGCGUUCGGUGAAGAAGCUCAUAGAAUUCUAUCGUAACCGGCCACAUUUGAGGAGGCCGAAAUAUUUGGAGAAAAGUGGACUUUUCAACUGGAGGGAAAAGGCGACAACUAAACAGGAAAUUCCUUUGUACGAAUUACUGAAAUUGGAGUACUGAAGGGUAGCAGUUAUAUCAAGAAAGAGCAGCGGCGAAGAAUGCAAUGUAUUUGAAUUUUCCUGUACAGGGUGAUUCAUUAGCACCGCAGAUUUUAUUUUAUCAAUAAAUGAACAAAAUUUCUUUUCAA
Anastrepha obliqua is the source of this 1286-nucleotide messenger RNA. RefSeq lists its product as uncharacterized. NCBI's taxonomy places the organism in Eukaryota, Metazoa, Arthropoda, Insecta, Diptera, Tephritidae. The record is from RefSeq and is a predicted model, not a curated record. The coding region runs from base 107 to 1159 and encodes 350 amino acids. The transcript is spliced from 4 exons.